This is a messenger RNA of Indicator indicator, 372 nucleotides long. Its product is annotated as neuropeptide-like protein C4orf48 homolog. Lineage: Eukaryota; Metazoa; Chordata; Aves; Piciformes; Indicatoridae. The record is from RefSeq and is a predicted model, not a curated record. The transcript is spliced from 4 exons. The coding region runs from base 1 to 372 and encodes 123 amino acids.
AUGCUCAGAGUGAUUGCUGGAGCCUCUCCUGCUUGCUACAGCUUCUCCAAGGCUCUGGCACACCGGGAAGAGCCUGAGCUGCUGCUGAGAGCCGUGGCGUGGCCGCCUGCCCGCAGCGCCAUGCGUGUGGCCAUCCCCUUCAUCUGGCUGCUCGGCCUGCUCAGCAUCAAGCUUCUGGGGGCUGCCCAGGACUCUGGCACUGUCAUCCCAGCAGAAAGUCGCCCGUGCGUUGACUGCCACGCGUUUGAGUUCAUGCAGAGGGCGUUGCAGGACUUGAAGAAGACAGCCUACAGCCUAGACGCUCGGACAGACACCCUCCUCCUGAGAGCAGAAAAGAGAGCCCUGUGCGAUUGCUUUCCUGCAGUACACUGA